Messenger RNA from Trypanosoma grayi, 3663 nucleotides. RefSeq names its product putative protein kinase. Gene Ontology annotation, biological process: protein phosphorylation. The transcript has a single exon. The record is from RefSeq and is a predicted model, not a curated record. The coding region runs from base 1 to 3663 and encodes 1220 amino acids. Lineage: Eukaryota; Euglenozoa; Kinetoplastea; Trypanosomatida; Trypanosomatidae. Gene Ontology annotation, molecular function: ATP binding; protein binding; protein kinase activity.
AUGGUAGAGAAGGAGGCUCAAUCAGAGACAUGCUUCGCUUUCGACAUCCUUAGUGAGGGACAGACGGAGGUAAAUGAUGUUGUGGCCGACGAAAUUGAGUUUUUGAAGGCCAACUAUGACAGUAUCCAUAUCGUGGAGUGUGAUGGACACUACCCCAGGGUAUUACUUACCCUCGACGCAGAGUUGAUACCGAAGCGUCGAGUGGUACUUGAAGUCAGCAUUGUGGCAGGUUACCCGUUUGUGGCGCCCAAGGUGCGUAUUUUGCUCGCCCAUGGCGUGACACCAGGGAGUAGUGGCGCAUUGGACGAGACUGAAGUGAAGCAAAUUCAGGCAGAUGUAAAGGAGACCAUCAGCCCGUGUCUUCUUGCUGGUGCCCCAUGCAUCAUGCAGAUUAUUGCCGUGGUGGAAAGGGUGUUAUCUAACGGUGUUCACCGCUCGUGUACACCACCGGCUCCUGCGAAGACGACAGAGGCUGCAGCACCUCCGCCUCCCACGCCAACUGUGCAAGCGCAAGAAGUUGUGAAGUUGGGUGUCCUACUUCUGCACUUACUCAACAAGUGUUGUCAUUUGAAGGAUCCAGAAUCUAAAGAGGAAGCGAGUGGCAACUAUCAAUCCUUGGCUCAUUACUUGAUUACUGACGUCAAAGCGCUUCCAAAGAAGCUACAAAAAUGUAUUCCUUGGAAGUACGAUUACGCUCAGCGUGCCUUUCGCGACAGCAUCCAUGAGUCUAUGGAUAGUGCAGAUGCCCUCACCAAGUGGCUCUGGGCACAGGAAGAGGGUACUGGCACAUUUCAGCGCAGCUCACCUGGAAGAUACAAAAGUGAGUUCAUUGAGCAACGCAUGCUAGGGUCAGGAGGAUUUGCGCCGGUCUAUGUAUGCCGGAAGAAAGUCGAUGGGCGACUCUAUGCCGUGAAGAAGAUUGUGAUACGGACAAAACAAUCCGAGAAGGCGCUGCGAGAGGUGCAGAGUUUGGCGGCGCUUACCCACAAACACAUUGUGCGUUACUAUGACGCGUGGAUUGAGCCUGGAUGCGAUGAGGGCCUGAUGGAUUAUGUCGGUGCCGCUGAGGAGGAGGAGGCGGAGGAAUAUGAAGAAGAGGAAGAGGAAGAAGAUGCCUUGCCGAUUGGGAACGCAGGGCGGCGCCUGCUACCAUAUUGCAGGUUGGAGAAGACCAUUGGGGAGGAAGAAGAGACAUCAAGCGAUGAAGAAUCGUCCCAUGACUCGUCUGACGACGACGACGACUUCCCACGAGGCGUCUUGAGUACUCCAUACCUCGCACAUACUGAGGAGUAUCAUACACUUUAUAUCCAGAUGGAGUUGUGCUCCAAGCAGACACUGCGGCAUUUAAUCGAUCGGUGUGACAAGGAGGAAAAGUCUCUGUUUACAUCAGAUGACGGAGAGAAGAUGGCAGCAAGGAUAUUUCGCCAGUUACUGACGGUUGUGGCUCACUUCCAUGGGGAGAGGAUAGUUCAUCGAGACCUUAAACCAGACAACAUUCUGUUUGAGAUGGAGAAUUCUACGAAUGGUGGUGAAAUCGGGACAAUCCGAGUGGGAGAUUUUGGUUUGGCACGAACGAUGCAUCCGUCGGUUAAACGAAAUGCGAGCAGUUUUAACGUGGAUGAUCCAAAGUCCAUUGAUGAGUUAGAGAUUGGAGCCAGACCAACAGGGAACUUGGGAUCUGUUCUGUACUGCGCGCCGGAGCAAGAACAGGGUGAAAACUACGACUUCAAGGUGGACGAAUAUAGCCUUGGAAUGAUUGCACUUGAAAUGUGGCUUGCGGUGGCAGGUAAGGGAUUUAGGGAAAGAUUUAACAUCAUGACAGAGGUCAGUGAAGGAAAGAUGCUUCCUCAAUGGUUUUGGACAUGGAAUCCAAGAAUGGCGGGUGUGAUUUCCAAUCUUCUUGAGCGUGAGCCAAGCGCACGACGUUCAUGUGAAGAAGUUCUCAAUACAGCAGAACUCCCUGGAGAUCCUGCCGACAUCGUGGAGGCAUUGGAAACGAUCGAAAGGCAUGGAGAGCGCAUGGCCGGGCGUGUACUUCAUUGUGUGCACCGGAUAAUGGUGAAUCAUUACCGCAGACCACAUGCCCAAAUAAAAGAGAAUGUAAAGGCACUUGCCAGUAAUGUGGUGCUUGAUAUUAUGCAGGCGGUCAGUAUAAUCGGAAUUCUCCACGGUGCUGCUCCGAUUGCUUGCUGCGAUGCACUGGUACCCAUGAACCCCUCGCUUAACGAGUUGGAUGUGCCAUGCGUGCUAGACAUGGGAUCAAGGGUUUGGGCGCUCCCAUCUCAACCACAACUCGCCACCGCAUCCUUCUUCAGUAUGUUGGCGAGCCCCAACAUUGGUUCGUUUUAUCAAUUCUACUACAGGACACGCCCCUAUGCUGUAUUCACGUCACCGUUAAGCGCCCGUGGAGUAUUCGAUGAAGCUUUCUUGGAUCCAUUGCUUUCGUUUCUUCACCUUCUUUCGGUGACAGAUUUGACAUCAAAACUGGAUAUUAUAAUUUCACACUCCAAUUGGUUGAACGCGACGCAUCCGACGCAGGCUGGCUCCCAGCAACCGCCUAGUGAAGUACUAAACAUGCGUGAGAUGAUUGAUUCGAGCGAAAUGGUUCGGCCCGCUGUUUAUAAAAUCGAAUGUGUACUCGCUGAAGCCGGCGUCUUGGCGCCUUCAUUAGAAAGACAUGAGUUAGUAAGAAACUUCACCUCAGGCUUAUUAGAAGUUCUGCCGCUCUUUGGUAAACAGGUCGCUUCGAACAUUAGCCUGAGCAUUGACCCAGCCUUGAAGCCAAGUGAAACAUCUGUGGAUAAAUCGUUUCUCGAGAGUGGUUUGAUAUUUGAAUGUCGCACACGGGAUGAAAGUAAGCCCAUUGCAUUUUGCUGUGGCCUUGAAAACUUCACAAGCAAAUGUGCUGCGCGAAACACAGAUGUCACUGCAAUCUGCUUGAAUAUUGACCUCAUUGAAUUGGGUGCUGUGGGCCGGCACGUUCGUUUCCCUAGCUCUGAGGCAGUGCUGUUCAGCGGGGUGGCGAUCCGUCGUCAAGACGUGUACUCGCCCAAUCAAAUAAACACGGUUCUUACGGCUGCUGUGAGGGCAUGGGGAGACAACAUUCGGGCCUGUCUGCGGUCUGACCACGAUACUCGUGGAUUCUGCAAAGCCAUGAAGGGAAAAGGCAUACAAGCGGUUUUAUUGGAUGGAAGUCAGAUUGUAUCCCUCGCGCCAUUUCAGCAAGGGAAAGUUGGUAGUCGGUCGGACGCCAUUUCACCCGAAAAAUUAUGUCUGACCAUACGGAAGAAGUGCGUGGAACGCCCGAUGGACGUUGAGCCGAAAGAUCCUGUGAUUUUCUUCAUGAUGAAAGAAAAGAGAGCACUGUCCGAGAAUGCCAUGGAGGUUCUUUCCAUGAUUAGGGAAUCCCUCACGCACAUCCUUGUGGUGGACGAGGAAGUGAAAAGGGUGGAGGAAAGUGUCCGCCAAAUUGUCUUUGACGCGACAACGCUGGAAGGUGAACGUGUCAAACUUCCGGAGUUGGUUGAUUGGCUUAAAAAGCAAAUGUCAAAGCACAGCCUACUUCCUAUUUAUUCAGUACCGGACAGAACAGUGACGUUCCUCGUUGACCAGAAGCAAUUCAGACCGGCGAACCACAAUGACAAUGGAAAACGAAGGAAAUAG